Durusdinium trenchii is the source of this 3831-nucleotide messenger RNA. NCBI's taxonomy places the organism in Eukaryota, Dinophyceae, Suessiales, Symbiodiniaceae. The record is from the annotation of a GenBank genome assembly.
AUGGUUGAACCUGUGGCAAGAGGUUUCUAUCCUCGUUUGUCCUCCAAUGAAAGCCCAGACACGGGUGCGAUUGUAUCCAUGGGCUGGCAAAACUUGCAAGAGAAGUUGCAAGAGUUGGAGGAGCAACUCCAAUCGCAGCUUUGUGAAGACCCUCGGGAGACCGGAGGUUAUGAAGACAUCACUCUUCACUUGGACCCAGGAGUCGGUGCUCCACGUCCCAGACAACUGCCAGCCGAACAGACGCCCCCGUCUUUGCCUUCAUUGCCUCGUCAAAUGCAUUGGCCCUGCACCCCAUCUCCGCUGCAAUGCGGCGCGGAGUAUCGAGCAGCCUUGGCGGCCAUGAAAGCUGAGCAAGAAGAGUCUGUCUUUACUCGCAAGCAUCAAGACCAAGGAUGGCAACUUGAGCCAACAACCCUCAGCCCGACGACGCCCAGAACCGCAUCACCCAGACAGCGAGAAUGGGCCUUAUUGAACACCGUGGACGAACCAGCAACCAAUGAGCGAGCCAAAGAAUGCUUGCAGCUGGUGGCUGAUGUCGAUGGAGUGUUGCAAAGUGUCGAACUUUGGGCACGGGCUUGGGCCGCUCCCUCCCAGGUGGUCUACACCACGGAGCAGAAGCUGCUGUUACAACAGGCAUUGCUUUCAUGGGCCGCAGUCACUCAUCAGCCUGUUCACGAGCCUCCUCCUGCUGAUGAAUGUCACACUCUCCAACGCGACAAAAUGUCACGUACAGGAACACGAACCCCAAUGUGCAGUGCAAGUUUGAUGGGUGGAAUUCUAUCCCGUUUCCGCAGGCUUCUCCUGGAUAGCGCCCUUUCUGUCUGGAUUUGCGUCACAACUUCGGAGCAAAGAAGGAGAUCCUCAGAGGAGUGGCAAGCGACCUUCGAAGCUUCAGCUGGGCGUACCUGUGUGCGCUACGCCGUGUUGGCGAACGCUGGCCUAGCGUGCGCAUCGAUUGGCGAAGGCCGCCAGUUACGGAGGUGGUUUUGGCGGGCCUGGCGGCUGGGGCUACAAAGGAGAAGUCCGCUGGACGCCUUGCUGGGUCUUCAUCAAAGCUACUGGAUCCUGCAAGGUUUCCAGCGCUGGGCGCGGAGCGUCUCGGCGGCGCAGCGGCUCCGCGAACUGCAGCGCCAUGCAGAGUUGGCAGAGCUUUUGCGACAGCAGAAGCGGGCGGAGCACUGCGCAGAGGUGGUGCUGAAGCAGCAGAGCGUGGAGAAGGAUGCGAUGUUGUGCAGCUUAGUUCUCCGGACUUGGCAAGCUCAGCUGAAAAGGUCUACAGAUGGAGGCCUUGAGUGGCUUCACCAACAAGAACUACAAUUGGUGCAACGGGAGCUCGAGGAGGAACGGAUCAGGCGCAAGAGGAUGCAAGAAGAGUUGGACCUCCUCAGACAACGAGCCGUUCCAGAGGGUAGGCAGUAUGAAACUGCCUCUCGACCAGUCUCUGCUAUGGCUGAUGAGGAUCAUUUGCUAAUCUUUGCGCAAAGGGAGGAAGCAAUUCGAGAAGGGGAGGAGAAACUUCAAGAGAACCUGCUUCAGCUGCAGAGUCAGCGAGAAGAACUUCAGAAAAUGGAGCGGGAGUGGCAAAAUCGAAGCCUCAGUGGACAGACUUCACCGGGCUUGGAUUCUCGCGGCCCUCGCCUGUGCUCAACACCCACACGGCGGCCCUCGCCACACCCCACGGAUCAAGAGGCGUUGCAGCAUCAAAAUGAGCAGAUCCGAUCAAUGAAGUUGCAUGAACUAACCUUGGAGUUGCUGUCUGCGAAAUCGCAGUUGGAUGACGAUGCCACAAAAAACAGCAGACGUUGGAUACUGCACUUGGAUAUCUUGGACCAAAUGUUUCAGCGUCAACCCAGUCUCUUGCUCUCAACAGCUAUCGCUGUACUACAUGCAUGGUACUUGGUCGCAGCCAAAGCUGCUGUGAGAAGCCACGCAGAUGGUGCAAAGAACACCAGAGUGACAGAAUCAAGGUCAUUCGUGACGCUUUCGAAGACUGACUCUGCGGCUGUUCAAACCGACACGAUGCCUUUGCAACAAAAGUCUGUCCAGACAAUGGCCAUCUCGGCUUCAACGACAGGCUUGCCCCCCAAAGGCUUUUGGAUAGCAGAAGGGCAGUUCUUCCAAAAAGAAAGGUUGCCUUUGGCUCAAGACUUACCAGAAUCUGAGGGAGUACCUGUUUCAGAGCUCCCUCUCUCUACAGAUGUGAAGAUGGUCCAAACGGAGAGAACACCUGCCCGGUCACGGCUUUGCUCAUCAGAUGAGAAGGUGGUCCAAACAGAGGCAACACUGCCUUUGGAGCAACCACGCUUUACUGAUGUGAAGGUUGUCCAAACGGAUAGAAUACCUGCACGGUCAAAUCUUUGCUUAUCAGAUGAGAAGGUGGUCCAAACAGAGGCAACACUGCCUUUGGAGCAACUACCCUGUACAGAUGUGAAGGUUGUCCAAACGGAUAAAAUACCUGCACGGUCAAAUCUUUGCUUAUCAGAUGAGAAGGUGGUCCAAACAGAGGCAACACCGCAUUUGGAGCAAUCACCCUCUACAGAUGUGAGGGUUGUCCAAACGGAUAGAAUACCUGCACGGUCACAGCUUUGUUUAUCAGAUGAAAAGGUGAUGCAGACACUGGCAAUGCCUCCUUCGGACUUGCUUGCUUUUUCUGCGGAUGUGAAGGUUGCGGGGACAGAUGGAAUACCUGUGCCUGUGCAGUCAGAUCCGUGCGCAUCAGAUGGAAGGAUUGUCGGAGCAAGGGCAACGCCUGCUAUAGACUUGCCACGGUCGGUUGUGGAAGCGGGGCAAACAACUUCACAAUUCCAGCCUCAGGCAUCAGCAGAUUCGUUCUCGCCUCUUUCUGCAGGAAAGAAGGGUGUGGAAAGGGAUAGGGGGCCUGCACGCUCAUCAGAUGUGAAGGUUGCGAAAGCAGAGGCAAUGUUUGCUUCGGAUCCACAUCGCCGCCUCGUGGAAGCAGAGAGAAUUCCUGCUCAGGCACAGUCGGAGCCAACACCGGCUUCAGACUUCCCGUCUCCUCUAGACGACAAAGUUCUUCACUCAGAGAAAGCAGCACCGCUGUCACAGCCACGCUCAUUCUCUGACACAAGGGUGGCUCGGUUUGCAAACAACCGGCAACCAGGCAGAAAACCCUCACGGGCUCAAACAGCGCAGCUGUCCCAGCCUUCGUUAGUGAGAAGGGCUCAAACAGGGCCGAUUCUUGCCGAGUCGUCAGCUCCAAUAAGAACCCCACGACAGCCAAGUUUAUCAGGUUCGAAGUCGAUGCCAAUUGCCAUGGACCGGUCUUCACCAAGCACCAUGCUCACGAAUCACAAAGACAAUGCUGGGAGACAUCAAGUUGCGCAAGGGCCAUUUGUUGGAGAUGAAGAGCUGGUGUCCACCUCAGAAAUGCAGUUCGUGCAGGGCCUGGCAAGCAAGGUGGCAGCGGCAGAGGCCAGCCGCUCGGCAACCCGAAAUCUGGAGAUGGAAACUCCAGCCUAUGCCAUCGACUUGGAAGCAGAGCUCAUGCGGCGGUUGGCCCGGCCACCCAAGGUGCCGAAGCCCAAGUUGGAGAGCAGGUCACAGCAGAUCCAUGCGAAGCUUCUAAGGCAGGUGGAAGCAACACGCGCGCGCGUGGCUCGGAGCGACAUUUCCCUAACGGAGCUGCUGGACGGUCGGAGUGACCGAUUUCCCUCUUCGCCCCGUUGCAUUUGGCACGGCUCGGGCGCGGCAGCGGUCACCGGCGUGGCUCCGCUGUACUAUGAGGGCCCUGAUUGUGAGUACACAUCUGUGGCUGCUCUUUCUCUCGAGGCAUCCCUUGAUACAGUCUCGUUUGCCUCCCACCAAGUUUGA